GAGCGCAUUUUAGUUCGAAUCUAAAUAUGAUAUCAUUUAUUUAUACGUUUUACUUAGUCGCUCUUUAAUCAUACUUAUUAGAAGUGCUGAUCUAAGAUAUUAAUUAAAUUCAGAGCGUAUUAUAGUGAUUACAAAGUCAUCAUCUUUAACAAAACACUCUUUGCACUUAUUGUUGAGUAAAAAAAAAGCGAACAAAAAGUGCAAAAAAUACUCGCUAUUAAUCAUGAAACAUUUUAUUUUGAAUUUUUAUAUUUCUGUUUGUACAGAACAGUGCGGUGCGGAGCGAUCUUGCAACGUAACACAAAACUCGGUGAUAUUUAAAAAUAAAAUCGGAGAAUCGUUUAGAUUUUUUUUUUUAUCAAAAUCUCCCUUUAAUUAUCUAACAUUGAUUACGUGUUAGAAAGUAAUAAAAUUCUACUUAAUUAUUAUUCACAAAGCAAUCUCGGAUACGACGACGUAACCGCACGAAUUUUUGGCAGGAGCAUCAUUCCCUAAGGCAAGGUGGACGUCACUUUCUUGAUCAUCGGCAAAGGUGGGAGUCGGUAUAAAGAGAGGAUAUAUUCCAUGACGAUGGUCAGUGAGUUCAGUGAGAGUGCCGCGAUCAUUUCACCGUUGUGCCGUGAAAGUUAAAUAUGAAGCUGGUCCUUGAACUCUUGACGGUCACGUGGUGCUCGAUAGUCGUGGCGGCUCGGUCAGCAGAAAUGGCGGAGGGCGAUCAGGAGACGCUAAUGAAGAGAGCCGCGGAGCAGCUCGAGCGAUUAGCGCCGUACAGAAGAACGGCGGAGGAUCGCACGGAGGAUCUCUCGAACUUGCUGGAGACCUGGAAGUCUCUGGCGGAUCAGAAUCAAUUGGACGGGACAAAGAGCGACGUGGAGCAAGCUGUACCAUGGGAGAUACCCGAGAUCUCGCCCGAACAGGCGGAAGAGAUGCCGGAUGCCGCGAAGAGGCUCGACGACGAGAAGAAAAUGAUAACCAUCGGCGUUAUCGCCGAUCCGCGAUACGCCGCCCUGAUGCGAGACAGAAUAAAAAGGGGCUUCGAUUACGGAUCCGCCAGUCUUCUAACCGGCAUAGCGGGCGGGGUGCUAAGUGGGGUGGCCAGUGCGUCGAGUGGUUCCGCGGCGAAGGCAUCAGCGGGUAGCAGCGAACAGGCGUAUAAGGCACCGAUAUACGGUGCACCUACGGUGGAGCACACCUACCACUCGUAUGAGGAGAAGCCGUUCGGUCCGUGGGAUUUCAAGAAGGCGAUUUUUAGCACGUUGUACCAAGCGCUCAAGGCGAUAGGCGGUGGCGUGUUGGCUCUCAAAGGUCAACUGGUCAAAGGGGGUGGUUACUUACUGGCGGGUAAAGGCAAAGUUGUUAGUAAAGCGGGGGACGUUAUCACCUCCUUCGGUAAACAAUUGGCGGCUAGCGUGCAACCGAAACCAGAAGGUUACUACGAUCAUCCGCCGAUAGGACCACCGCCAGGCUCCGAUGACUAUCAUGAAGGACCCAAUGAUUUUUCUCCACACGGAACUUACAGUGUGCCAUCAGACGACCACGGCCAGGGCGGCCUGCUGAUCGUGACACCGACGAAAUCUGACCUGGACGAGCACAACGACCAGCACACGAACGUGGCGGUGCAAAACGGUCCGGAUCCGGCCAAAUUAGAGGAGAGUUUCGGUGGGCCAACCUCCACCAUCAAGAAUCUUUUGAACAGCGUGCCAAAGGGUAGCGUCGGUUUGAAGGAUCAGAUCGUAGCUGGCCAGCAGGGCAGUCACCACAACGAUAACAAUGCGAACCUUCCCAUCAAGUAUCCAGUCGCAAGCUACGGUGUACCGGACUAUCCCAUAAACACCCCCGACGCAUUAGGCAACUACGGGCAGAAGUAUCCCGCUGCUCAAGACGGCGCUUACCAAUUACGGCCCGAAUUACCGAUCCUGCCGCCGCAUCAUCACUUCCCGAACUUGGGCCUGGAUCCCAAUCUGUCGAUCCAGCCGGACUUGCUGCAGCAGAUUCCCAACAUAGGCGCUUUGCCGCCCAAGUUGCCGCACGAAGACGGCGGCACGUCGGUGUACGCGAGCGUGUCCGUGGACACCGAGCCGCAGCUCGCGCCCUUGAAGGUGUCCCUUCUCGGGGGCCAUUCGGACAGUCUCGAUCUGCCCAAGUUGCAGCCGCAUGUAAAUUUUCACGGGCAGCCCGAGUUCGCGAAUUACCUUCAUGGCAGCUUGGGCGGCCCGUUGAGGGUGCCGCUCCUUAACCCGAUGCCGUCGGCCUACUACUGGCAGAGCCAAGGAUCGCUGAUACCGACCUCAGCUCUCGACACGCUGGAUCACUUCCAUAAGAGAAACGCCCUCCAGAGGCGGGCGUUCGCCAAACGACUCGCGCGAUACGCGUCGUUGCAGAAGACGAGGCUCCAUCGGCUGUAAGGUCGAGUGGUCUACGCGGUUGCGUAUUAUCCACGUCCGGCCAGAUACAGGUACAAAUGGCUGUAUCCUUACGGACG
Messenger RNA from Pogonomyrmex barbatus (red harvester ant), 2482 nucleotides. RefSeq lists its product as uncharacterized. NCBI's taxonomy places the organism in Eukaryota, Metazoa, Arthropoda, Insecta, Hymenoptera, Formicidae. The record is from RefSeq and is a predicted model, not a curated record.